This is a messenger RNA of Oreochromis aureus, 2286 nucleotides long. RefSeq names its product coiled-coil domain-containing protein 151. Lineage: Eukaryota; Metazoa; Chordata; Actinopteri; Cichliformes; Cichlidae. The record is from RefSeq and is a predicted model, not a curated record. The transcript is spliced from 13 exons. Gene Ontology annotation, cellular component: cilium. Bases 102 to 1745 code for a protein of 547 amino acids. Gene Ontology annotation, biological process: cilium movement; outer dynein arm assembly.
CGUUCAACAAGCCCUGGUUUGGCUUUAGGUGUACACGUUGCUAGGCAACACUGUGACCAACUCCAACAGAAACAAAGGCUUCGUUUUCCGCCACUGACUGAAUGAAACACCCAAAAGUCACAGCGAUGGCAGCUGAACACAUCACGGGGCUGAAGCGGAAAAUCAGACUGCUCGAGGUGGAGAGAAAAGCGUGCUAUGACAGACAUGAAGCUGCUAUCAUGAAGAACCAGGAGCUGAUCCAUCAGCUGAGGGAGGACAACAGGAGGCUGCACAGGAAGCUGGCAGGAGCUCAUGCUCGUGAUGAGCAGGUGAUCAGAGCAGCCUUUCAAAACAGAGCAAGGGAGAGGGAAUCCUACCGCAACAAGUCUGUGAAGGAGAUCAUUGAAACACUAGACGAAUGCGUGCUAUCCCACAGGAAGCGUUUCAAUGCCCUAAAACAUGGCACUGAGAUCUAUGAGAGGCACCAUGAAGAGCUGAAGAUGGAGUACCGGAGAAUGAAACCAGAGCACAGUGCAGCGCCCCCUGGUCUUCGCACUUUGAAAAAAGAGGAGAAUGCCAUGAACUUGCGGGUCCUGGAGAACAGUCUGGAGAAAAGCCAGUUUAAGUGCAAGGAGGCCGAGAACAUCAUGAUUGACUACCUGAAAUUAAAGAGUCACUUACAGGAUGAGAGUCUGGCGUAUCAGAGCCAGCUCGACAGUCUGCAAGCAGAAAUCCUGAAGCACAGAGAGGAGCUUCGCAGUCUGCAGGUUGUGAAUACUGACAGCCAGCUCUCCAAAGAAGCUGCUAAGGCUGAGUUGCAGCAGGAGGAGGAGCUGCUUCACAAGGAGUGUAAGGAGAGGGAGCAAGUGAUAGCAAGCUACAGGAAAAAGGUCGAUGAGCGCAAGGCCCAGGCUGCAAAAGUUGAGAGAAGGGUCCAGCGAGCAGCUGUGCAGCUGGAUGAACUAAGCAGUGAGGUCCAGCACAGCACCACCAGGAUGCUGGCUGAAGAGGAGAAAGACAUCUCGACUGCUGAGGAGGCCUUCAGACGCAUCAAAGAGGCCACAGGGAUCACCAAUAUACAGGAGUUAGAGGAGCACUUUACUUCUCAGAAGGAGACACGUCGACAUCUGGAGAGGCGGCAGGAGGAGAACGAGGAGGUCCUGCUGCAGCUGAAGGAGCAGAAGGAGCUUCUGGAGCAACAGUUUGAAGAGAUGAAAUAUUCUGGGGAGGCUAAACUCUUCAGCCACCAGCAGACGCUCCAGGAGCGUGAGCAGCAGCUGCAGGCUGAGCAGCAGAGGUGCGAUGAAGCCGAAGAGCGACUGGAUUGGCUUGUGAAAACCCUCGGUGCCGUCCGACACGGAGUUGAGCACCUGGCAGACAAUCUUCAGCACAUCUCACUGGAUGAGCACACAGUUCCCAACAUGCAUCCAGACUCAGAGGACUUUGUGGUGCUGGGGCUGAUGGCCCAGUGUGAGCAGAAAUUGGAGUCUCUGCAGAAAGAGCUUGAGGGGAAGGAUGUGGCUGCUAUAAUGAAGGAGAUGUUGGAAAAGGAGUUCUACGUCAGGAUUGAGGGGAAACUGCCCGAACACAGCACCCAAGUCAAACCACCUGAGGAUCAAGCACAAGAUCCAUACAGUGAUGAGGACAAGAGUGACAAGGACGGGGCUCACGUCAUCUCUCGUGAGGCACUGAAGCGUCAAUCUCAGCUAAUCGUCGACUCUAACUCAAAGAGAAAGGCCCAGAAGAAGAGGAAGGGCAAGUUUUAAUCCGACAGCAUCUCCAAACUCUCCCAAAAUAAAGCAGUGACGUGUAAAACGGGAUGAUUUUGAGCCGAGUGAACAGACUGUGAUUUGCCAUUGCUAUCAAGUUUCUCCUCUUAGCUGCUGCUACAAGGAUAUGUAGUAAACAGCAAAUGAAGAUUUAAGUUUUAACAGUCUUACAUGACUGUCAUGAAUUGAUACCUUAUGUCUGUACUUGUUGUGUAAGUAGGUUUCAUUUGGCAACAGUCAGCUGUCAACACUUUACUCCACAUCAUUUUUGGUUGUUUUACUCAUAUUUCACUCUCUGCCUGUCUCCACAGAAUACACUAUACAGGAAAGAGGCGGCUCUAAAUGGGUCUUGCAGACUCAAAUAUAUGCAUCCACUAUACAGGCAAUUUUGUUGAGCACUACAUGCAUGCUAUGUGGUCUUGUGUGCCUGUCCGGAGGUUUUGGCAGAAAAUUUUUUAUUUUUUUUGGCCUGUCCCAUUUGGAUCUUCAGCCAUCAGAAUUGUUGUCUGAAGGCCAAAAAAGAUGCCUAGCGGAUUUA